Messenger RNA from Mercenaria mercenaria, 1659 nucleotides. RefSeq lists its product as uncharacterized. The transcript has a single exon. Gene Ontology annotation, cellular component: chromatin; nucleoplasm. The record is from RefSeq and is a predicted model, not a curated record. Bases 1 to 1659 code for a protein of 552 amino acids. Gene Ontology annotation, molecular function: zinc ion binding; ubiquitin-protein transferase activity; protein binding. NCBI's taxonomy places the organism in Eukaryota, Metazoa, Mollusca, Bivalvia, Venerida, Veneridae. Gene Ontology annotation, biological process: positive regulation of DNA-templated transcription.
AUGGCAACAUCUACAGAUUAUAGCAGGUCAGUGGUAGAAGCCUCGGAUGAAGUGAGAGAUACUUACUGUGAACCCUGUGUGGAUGAUGGUAAGCAAAAUGAAGCUGAAGGAUUGUGUGUGGACUGUUCAGAGUAUCUGUGUGGACAGUGUUACAAGAACCACACCAGAUAUAAAGCCUUCAAACAACAUGUGCUUCAAGAUAAGGAUAAAAUGCCAGUGUGUGCAACAAAUGCUGGUGCCAAAGAUGUUUGUGUGGAAAAGUGCAGCCUUCACACCACGAAGACUGUUGAAUAUUUUUGUAGGUCAUGUGACACACUUGGAUGCCACGCUUGCAUUACUAUCAACCAUUGUCUAUGUAAAAAUGUUGAUCAUAUACCAAGCAUUGUCAACGUUGAAAAAAGUGAAGAAUUCAAAGAGUUUAUAAAUGGAUUGGACAUAAGAUUAGAGGCAGCUAAAGAAAGAAAGAAAACACUCUGUUCGAAUUCAAAUGAAACUGAUGUAAUGAAAGGAAAGGCAAAAUCAAUGCUGAUACAGCAGCGUGAUGAAAUAAAGAAGUUCUUUGAUCAACUUGAGACUGAUAUGAAUAAAAGAAUUGAAGCUUUAGAUAGAGAAAACCAGGAAACUUUGAAAGCAGAAUCAUCAGCAUGUGACUCAAUCUACGAUGACCUUGAAACAAUCAAAACUAAAAUCAAAACAAAACUGAAAGAUGGACAAAAAUGUGAAUUGUUUAUAGCUAUGAAAAAUGAUAAACCAAAGACGAAAAAGCUUGACAAGGAGUUUGAAAAGUUAACUAAGGAGAGCAAAAUACAAAGCUAUGUUUUGACACCUUCGUCUCAAAUAAAGCAGGUUAUGGAAAGCACAUCAGAAAUUUGUAGAUUACACAGAUUAAGAUCUGCAAAAUAUGUCCAUGAAAUAAAUGUACGCACAAAAAAUGACAAAAACUGCCCACACAUUUUUAAUCAAAUAAUGGUACAGAAUCAGUAUCUGGCUGUUGCAGAUAACGAUAACACAUCAGUCAAAAUGGUAGACACAAGGAGUAUGAGUGUAAAGUCUGAAAUGAAUAUGAACUGCACUUAUGUUUGGCAUAUUACCUGUAUGAGUGAUGAUAAAAUUGCAGUUCACAUAGUAACUGGGGGAUAUCAGAAUCACAUCCAGUUUAUGUCAGUGUGUAAAGAAGGUUCUCUCAGUAAAGGUCAUCUGGUGAAUAUUGAUGAAACGUGUUAUGGUCUGGCAUACAGCAGAGGUAAUUUCUUUAUACUUCAAGACCAGCAAGUUCAAAUUGACAUACAUGGAAAGAUCCAAGACACAAUUAAAACUGAUUAUUCAGAAAGCCUUGGUGGUAUAGCAAUAAGUCCUGACAAUGAAACCAUCUACUUUACAAAUUUUGAGAAAAACACUGUAUCAAGUAUGACCUUAGAUGGCAAAGUGAAGGCUGUUUACAAAGACCUGAAUGGACCAGUCAGUGUAACAGUAGACAAUGAUGGUAUGGUGUAUGUUUGUGGUUCUGACACUCGCUGUAUGCAUCUGCUGACUGAGGACCUCAUCAAGCUUCAGGUCAUUAAAGAUAUAUAUGGCACAAAUAUCACCUACUCUAGCACUGACAACAGACUUUAUGUGGGACUGCAAGAUGUUAUUACAGUGUAUCAAAUGGAACAAUGA